This is a messenger RNA of Juglans regia (Persian walnut), 2799 nucleotides long. RefSeq lists its product as uncharacterized. The record is from RefSeq and is a predicted model, not a curated record. The transcript has 3 exons. Lineage: Eukaryota; Viridiplantae; Streptophyta; Magnoliopsida; Fagales; Juglandaceae. The coding region runs from base 1798 to 2337 and encodes 179 amino acids.
ACACAUUAUCCAUUUCAACCACUCUGGUCUCUGCCUUUUCUUUUUAUCUUUGCCAUCGCAGACUCCGUCGUCUCCGUUACUCCCUGAUUCAAUCCCUGGUAAGUCUCUUUCUUUUUGGUAGUUUUUCUGGGUCCAGAAGAAGUGACGGAAAGGGAAAGAAGAGUAAAAGCUCUUUGAAUGAGACCCACUCAGAUUGUGAGGCCCAACCCAAUCUAGGCCCAAGAGUCAAGACCCGUUGAACCCAGCCCAAGCCCCUCACAUACCCAAGCCCAGUCCUCACCAACUACGUCGUUUUGGGAAAAACCCUAACUUCCUCUUCCCCCGUUCUCUCUCUCCCUCUCUCUCUCCCUUCCCUCCCUGUCGGCUUCUCACCCUUCUCUCUCCCUCGCCUUUGCCCUCUUGUUUUCCUUUGCUCCACCCCGCCGUGCAUGACCACCGCAACCCUCCCAUCUCCGGUAACCUCCUCUCUCUCCAUAUCUAUCUCCAACGCCCCCUGCCUCUCUCAUUCUCUGUGAGUUGCCGCCGCGCUGCCCCUCCCGACCACGAGCACGCUGCCGGUAACCCUCUCGGCCUUUCCUCUACCUCCGUUUCAUCUCUCGGCGCCACUAUCUUCGGUCAGAUUUCUUUCCCUCUCUCAUUCUCUUCUCCGUUUUCUCUCUGUUUGGCUCCGCCUCCGUCGUUUUCCACACCCCGGCACCACUCCUCAUCGGAGACCGUCUCCACUCCUCUCUCUGUCUUGCACUCUCUUUCUAUCCUUCAUCCACUUUUCUCUCUCAUUUUUCCCGGCGCAACCCACCCCAUCUCUAUGAUUCUCGGCGAGUCACCGUCGUAAUCUAAGCCCUUCCGCACCGCCAACUUCUGCUGCCGCCUUCUGACACCGAGACCAGCCUGAGAGAGAAACGGUGCGUGUAUGUCGGGAACGACCACAGCCAGCAGCAGAGCUCGGGACGCCUCAAUCAUCCAGAAAAUUUCCCUCUGCGCUAGGGUAUAAAUGUCUCAAGUCCAGUGUGUGCUAUUUGAAAUGGUUGCAGAGAGUAUAAAUGUCUCUAGCCAAGUGAAACCAACUGAGACCUAGAGGGUACAAAUGUUUCAGGUCCAGUGUGCUUGAAAUGGUUUCAGAGGGUAUAAAUGUCUAUGGCUAAGUGAAACCCAACUGAGACUUAGAGGGUAUAAAUUACUCAGGUCCAGUGGGUGCCCCUUGACUGGUGGGGGCUUGGCAUGGUGAUCUGGCACCGCCAGAGGAUUGAGGAUUGGGGCUUUCCCCCCAUUUUGAUUAAGUGCUAUAUAUCAACUUUACAAAAGGAAUGAAUGAUUGUAUUAUUCUUUUGCUCAUGGGUUUGUGACAAGCGACUUAUGGAUAUUGUGGUUGGGAUGUAAUUUAGUUUUUUUUUUUGGUACUGUUAAUUAGAAGUGAUUGUGACUUCUUUUUUAUUAUUAUUAUUUCCCCUGCAAAUAUAACUGUUCACCAUUUAUUUUAAGCAUGCAUGCACACACUUGUUGUCACGAUGUGCGAUGGGUAUAUGACCCGUGUGACCAACAUCCCAGCGUCGCGGUCCUUGCUGAGGUGGGGCUGGGGGCGCCCCACAGAUAUUUGGUUUCAAAGCCAAAUUUACUCGCUUUCUGGGUUUUACUUGCUCUCUGGGGUGGGGAGGUGUGGCUCAAUUUGUGUUCAAUGUGUCUAGUUGAGUGAUUUCUUUUGAGGCUGUGGAAUUUGAUUUAGGUAAUUUGCUAGGAAGUUGAAAAGCUGCUGUAAUUGCUCUUUACGCGUUAGAAGAGGAAGCUUAGUGUGAGUGAACCAUGUUUGGUGGGAUUCACCCAAGGGUGUUGUUCGAGAUCCGGAGACAGUUGCACACGCUGUCCCAUGAAAGCCCCUCCCAGACCUUGAAGAGCAAGAUCGCAGAGUUACAGAAGAUGAGGAAGAUGAGGAGGAGCCCGAAGAAGGACCAGUUCUUGGUGGAAGUUCCUGAGUCGAGAGCCUACCUUGACACCGCCACCAUGCCCAUGAUUGUCGCUGGUGUCGGUAUUGCCUUCUUUGCCAAGCUCCUCAUGAUGUAUGAUGAUUCUAGGUCACAAGAAUUGAUUGAGCGGAAAAUAAGGAAUGCCCCUGCGGGGCAGGGCACUGUCAGGAUGCUGUCUCGUGAAGAGUGGGAAGAAAUUAGAGAAGUAAGGCCUAGGACUCCCUUUGAGUCUAAGCUUGCUCGUCCAAAUGCACGAAUUCGAACUGGGGAACCACUGCGCAUGGAGGAUUUGAAAGACUGGACGAUUGAUGUGCUCACAGACGCAUUCACCAGAGUUGAAGAAACUGUUAGACAAAACUCCGAUGAGUCAAGACUUUGAUUGCUGAUACACAUAAUGAUAGAUACUGUUUUACUAAUUCGAACUGGAGAACCACUGCGCAUGGAGGAUUUGAAAGACUGGACGAUUAGACGCAUCCAACAGAGUUGAAGAAACUGUUAGACAAAGCUCCGAUGACUCUGAGACUUUGAUUGCUGAUACACAUAAUGAUAGAUACUGUUUUGCGUGUAACACUGGAAAUGGGUUUGCCAUGUAAUCCAUCUACAAAUGGCAUCUAUCAGGAACUCUAAAAAAGGUUGCAGUCACAUGACAUACUAGGCCUUUUCUUUUCCUAUUCCCCCCCCCCCCCCCCUUCUUGGUAAGCAGCAUUUUCAAGUGGACUUGGUUGAGAAAGGAAAGGAUUAUCAGAUGGGUUUAACAUCUUCAGAUUUCUUAUGUUCAUAUACCAAAAAGAAGCAUAAUUUAAUUUGCAAACGAUAAUAGUAUUCUUGCUAAUGCCCUUCA